This is a messenger RNA of Carya illinoinensis, 891 nucleotides long. RefSeq lists its product as uncharacterized. Lineage: Eukaryota; Viridiplantae; Streptophyta; Magnoliopsida; Fagales; Juglandaceae. The record is from RefSeq and is a predicted model, not a curated record. Bases 1 to 891 code for a protein of 296 amino acids. The transcript has 2 exons.
AUGCAUGACCAGUUGAAGGAACUGGCAGGAAAGUACGAUGAGAUGACAAAAAAGAUGGGAGGUUCUUCCUCGGUAGAAAGCCUGCUAAACCAAACAAAUCUGCCAUACGACGCACAAAUUAUGGCCAUGCAGUUCCCACUAAAGUUCAAGGUUCCAAAAGUAGACAUGUACAAUAGGUCCAGAGACCCGGUAGAUCAUCUGGAGAACUUUAAAGCUCAUAUCAUGCUCCAUGGUUUCCCAGGGGAGAUUGCGUGUCGGCCUUUCCCUUUGACCUUAAAAGGGAUGGCAAGGGGGUGGAGACAUCGGCGCCCAACCGCCUACAUGCUAACAGUCAAGCAAAGGGAAGAUGAGAAUUUGAAGGCUUACCUGGCCCGUUUCAACAAGGAACGCUUAACAACGGAUGACCAAGAUGAAAAGAUCACUUUGGCCACCCUUCUGGGAGGAUUAUGGCCGCACAGUCCUUUUAUGGCAGAGUUGGCCCGAAGAACUCCUUCCACCCUCAGAGAAUUCAUGGACAAGGCUGAUGACUUUGUUAAUACAGAUGAUACUCUGCAAGCAUUAGUGGAUCCUGGUAUGGAAGAUAGGAGGCUCGAGCGAAGGAGUGGGCAAGUUGACAAGAAAGUUAAGGCGGGUAGACGAGAAAGAGUGCGGGAGGGGCGCGUAGAUCACAACCCUAGGCUGGUGCAUAAUAAUCUGGGCAUACGAGAAGAAGAGAAGGAAAGAGGAGGUCAUCGCCCUAUCAAGACGGGCAGUCGAUACUGUAAAUAUCACCAGACAAGCUCACACUGGACUGAAGACUACCCGACCAUGAAAAAAAGAGUAGUUGAGUUAGCAAAGACUGGUGAGUUGGACCGAAUGGUUGCAGAGCGGCCGAAGCCCAGAAGGCACUAG